This is a messenger RNA of Momordica charantia (bitter melon), 3639 nucleotides long. Its product is annotated as Tetratricopeptide repeat (TPR)-like superfamily protein. The record is from RefSeq and is a predicted model, not a curated record. Gene Ontology annotation, molecular function: RNA binding; protein binding; zinc ion binding. NCBI's taxonomy places the organism in Eukaryota, Viridiplantae, Streptophyta, Magnoliopsida, Cucurbitales, Cucurbitaceae. Gene Ontology annotation, biological process: RNA modification.
UCAUCGAUGCACAAUCGGUCGCCGGGGUAAUGCAAGCGCGCGGGAAUUGCCGUUUCAGCCUAUUUUGCGGCUGUUCUUCACGAUCAAUUCAAACUGAAUCCAUCACCAGCAAGCUCCGGGCCUCUUCAACUUAUUCUCCGUCGAAGAAAUCAUUGACCCGGAAACUCGAAUCCCAAAGCACUAAGCCCACAAUUACCGACUCCGAUGUUGUCAAAUGGAACAGGAAAAUCACCGCCUUCAUGCGCAAUGGCCAAUGCGAGUCCGCUCUCGGCGUUUUCAAAGGUAUGCCCCGUCGGAGUACUGUCACCUACAACGCCAUGAUAUCUGGUUAUUUGAACAAUAACAAGUUUGACCAUGCACGGGAGGUGUUUGAUAAAAUGCCCCACAGAGAUUUGAUCUCUUGGAAUGUGAUGCUUAGUGGGUACGUGAAGCAUGGGAAUCUUAGUGCGGCUAGGCUUCUGUUUAAUCAGAUGCCUGAGAAGGAUGUUGUUUCUUGGAAUGCUAUGUUGUCUGGGUAUGCUCAGAAUGGGUAUGUUGAGGAGGCCAGGAAAAUAUUUGAUGAAAUGUUGGAUAAGAAUGAAAUUUCAUGGAAUGGGUUGCUGGCGGCGUACGUCCAGAAUGGGAGGAUUGAGAAUGCUAGAAGAUUGUUUGAUUCGAAAAUGGACUGGGAGAUAGUUUCUUGGAAUUGUUUGAUGGGUGGGUAUGUGAAGAAAAAGCGGCUAGAUGAUGCGAGGAGUCUUUUUGACCGUAUGCCAGUUAGAGAUAAUAUCUCUUGGAAUACGAUGAUUACAGGUUAUGCUCAGAAUGGACUGCUUACAGAAGCUCGGAGAUUGUUUGAAGAGUUACCAAUUCGAGAUGUGUUUGCUUGGACGGCCAUGGUAUCUGGUUAUGUGCAGAACGGGAUGUUGGACGAAGCAACUAGGAUCUUUGAAGAAAUGCCUGAAAAGAAUGAAGUUUCAUGGAAUGCAAUGAUUGCAGGGUAUGUGCAGAGCAAGCAAAUAGACAAGGCAAGGGAAUUGUUUGACCAAAUGCCUUCCCGGAAUGUUAGUUCUUGGAAUACAAUGGUUACUGGGUAUGCUCAGACUGGCAAUAUUGAUCAAGCCAGGAUUUUGUUUGAUGAGAUGCCCCAACGUGACUGUAUAUCAUGGGCAGCUAUGAUCGCCGGCUAUGCCCAAAGUGGGCAGAGUGAAGAGGCUUUGCAACUCUUUAUUAUGAUGAAAAGAGAUGGGGGAAAGUUUAACAGGUCUGCAUUAACAUGUGCUUUGAGUUCGUGUGCAGAAAUUGCUGCUUUCGAGCUAGGGAAGCAACUGCAUGGACGACUAGUUAAGGCAGGAUUCCAAACAGGGUAUUAUGUGGGAAAUGCACUUCUUGCCAUGUAUUGCAAGUGUGGAAGUAUAGAAGAGGCAUUUGAUGUAUUUGAAGAUAUUACAGAGAAGGAUAUUGUUUCCUGGAAUACAAUGAUUGCAGGUUACGCAAGGCAUGGAUUUGGUAAAGAGGCUUUAGCUGUUUUUGAGUCAAUGAAGGUGACAAUCAAACCUGAUGAUGUCACGCUGGUUGGUGUUUUAUCUGCUUGCAGCCAUACUGGCUUAGUCGAUAAAGGCAUGGAAUAUUUUAAUUCGAUGUAUCAGAACUACGGUAUAAUAGCAAAUUCCAAACAUUACACUUGCAUGAUUGAUCUACUGGGUCGUGCGGGUAGGCUGGACGAGGCUCUGAAUUUAAUGCGGGACAUGCCCUUUUACCCAGAUGCAGCAACUUGGGGUGCUCUCCUUGGUGCAAGCCGAAUUCACGGUGACACAGAAUUAGGUGAGAAGGCUGCUGAGAUGAUUUUUGAGAUGGAGCCUGAUAAUUCAGGAAUGUACGUUCUUCUCUCAAAUUUAUAUGCAGCUUCAGGGAGAUGGAGUGAAGUUCGUGAGAUGAGAUUGAAAAUGAGGGACAAGGGAGUGAAGAAAGUACCUGGAUAUAGUUGGGUUGAAGUACAAAACAAGAUUCACAUAUUCAGUGUUGGAGAUAGUUCACACCCAGAAAGCGAGAGAAUAUAUGCUUAUCUAGACGAGUUAGAUCUGGAAUUGAAGAAGGAUGGAUAUGUUUCUUCUACAAAAUUGGUGCUCCAUGAUGUGGAAGAGGAGGAAAAGGAGCACAUGCUCAAGUAUCACAGCGAAAAAUUAGCAGUUGCAUUUGGGAUUCUUGCUAUACCAGCUGGGAGACCAAUCCGAGUGAUAAAAAAUUUGCGGGUGUGUGAAGACUGUCACAAUGCCAUCAAACACAUAUCCAAGAUUGCCAAAAGACAGAUAAUCUUGAGGGAUUCUAACCGCUUUCACCACUUCAGUGAAGGUUCAUGCUCUUGUGGAGAUUACUGGUGACAUUUCUUAACGUCACAUUCUUUUGAUAAUAUGGUCAUUUUAUUCAGGGAAGCCCUGAACUGCGGUUAGAUGACCUGUAGAAAGACGUUCAGAAAUUGGUGCAAUUAGCACGGUUAACCAUAACUGCUAUCUGGAAGUGUUUUCGGGAGUGAGACAGGGAUCAGAUUUUCUUAAAAUACAUCAGGAUGAGAUUUUCCAUCUCAUAAUGCUUGUGCUGCGAAAAAUUUUGAACCUUGUUAGCAUUGAGUGCAGUUUCGUGGUAUUACAGAGAAAAUAUGACACGAGAAGAACGUUAGUGAAUAUUACAGAGAAAAUAAAAGUUGCUGUAAAUGGUAUGUAUCACAUCAUGAUGCUACUGCUAUCUGAAGAUGCAGGCUUUAACUUCUUGAGAUUGUGCUACUGCUAUUGGCAAUUCGGAAACUACAAGCAUAUUGUUUGGAAUUCGAAAGUCUUCUGUUUAUGAUUUGCUUUCAGUUGACUCUACCAUUGUGUGAGACAAGUGUAGCUAUCAGGAUAUUUGAGGUUGUGCUCUUUGCUAUGUACUCUACAACUUGGGUGCUUUACACCUACACUGGCGUCGGUAGCACAACAGCUAAAGAGACUCAUUUUACUGGGAGGUUAUGAAAAUUUUCAGGAAUUGAAUUGGAAAACAGCUCAACCUAUCAAGAGUUGUAAGGGAUUCUGAAACUUUUAUAGGCCUCAUCAGGUUAGCAGAAUUCAUUAUAUGUUUUUAGAAGGGGCCGAGGUUGGAAAUAUGAACUCCAUGUUUUCAAUUCUUUCGAUUAGUCGAAGAAGCAAUUGAAGUGCAGAACUGUAGCUCGAGACGUCUAUAUUACUUGAGAUUAUUAAAGUGAAAAUUGUAUUUUGGCGCCAUAUUUGGUAUGCCAAAUCUCCGAACCAAGGGAUGGGAGGUUCAGGCUAGCCUAAUAAGUUAUUUAACAUUCACGAAUGACUGAUUAAAAGGCUGAAUAUUUUUUGUGAGGUCUCAAUGAUUGUUGCUUGUUCUUCAUGUAUAGCAGCAAGCUUCAUUUCACUCGAGAGGAAGAUGAGGUAUUAAAAAUUCACUUCAUGUUGAAACUUGAAGCGGCUGCAACCCAUGAUUUGGUAGAGUAAUUUUUCUUAUAUCAGAAACUAGUUACCCACUGAGAAUAUUUUAAGGUAGCUGGAAAACUAAACUUAUCUCAAUCAAACUUGCCAAUCAAGGUACAAUAUUCAUUUUGAUCAUUGAGUUACAAGCCUGUGAAAUAAAGCUAUAAGCCAAUGCUUGUUUGUUCUCCAA